AUCCCUGCUGCUCUCACUCCUGCCUCCUCCUUUCUCUCUCUCUCUCUCUUCCUUCCCUCCCUCUUUGGCUGUUUUCCUCCCUCGAUCCUCCCUUGGCAAAGAUGGCAACCGAGGGGCUGCAGGAGAACGAGACCCUGGCCUCCCUGAAGACCGAGGCCGAGAGCCUCAAGGGCAAGCUGGAGGAGGAGAGAGCCAAGCUGCACGACGUCGAGCUUCAUCAAGUGGCAGAGCGUGUGGAGGCUUUGGGUCAGUUUGUGAUGAAGACAAGAAGGACGUUGAAAGGCCAUGGCAAUAAAGUCCUCUGCAUGGACUGGUGCAAAGAUAAAAGAAGAAUUGUCAGCUCUUCCCAGGAUGGGAAGGUGAUUGUUUGGGAUGCCUUUACUACAAACAAGGAACAUGCAGUGACAAUGCCCUGUACUUGGGUGAUGGCCUGUGCCUAUGCCCCAUCGGGAUGUGCCAUUGCUUGCGGAGGUCUAGACAACAAAUGCUCUGUAUAUCCACUGACAUUUGAAAAAAACGAGAAUAUGGCAGCUAAGAAGAAGUCAGUCGCCAUGCAUACCAACUACCUGUCAGCUUGCAGCUUCACUAAUUCAGACAUGCAGAUCUUGACUGCGAGUGGAGACGGCACUUGCGCACUUUGGGAUGUGGAAAGCGGGCAACUUUUGCAGAGUUUUCAUGGCCAUGGGGCAGAUGUCUUGUGUCUAGAUCUUGCUCCUUCAGAAACGGGAAACACGUUUGUGUCUGGGGGGUGUGAUAAAAAAGCGAUGGUCUGGGACAUGCGGACUGGGCAGUGUAUUCAGUCGUUUGAAACCCAUGAAUCAGAUAUUAACAGUGUCAGGUACUACCCAAGUGGAGAUGCCUUUGCGUCUGGCUCAGAUGAUGCCACAUGCCGUUUAUAUGACCUGCGAGCUGACAGAGAAGUUGCCAUUUAUUCCAAAGAGAGUAUCAUCUUUGGGGUCUCCAGCGUGGACUUUUCUCUUAGUGGCCGCUUACUGUUUGCUGGUUACAAUGACUACACCAUCAAUGUGUGGGAUGUUUUGAAAGGGGCUCGUGUGUCUAUUUUGUUUGGACAUGAGAAUCGCGUCAGCACUUUGCGAGUUUCACCCGAUGGGACUGCAUUUUGUUCAGGAUCAUGGGAUCAUACUCUAAGAAUCUGGGCUUAAUCCUCAGUGCUUUUUCCCCAAAUAUACAUUAAAAAUGACAUCAUGGGAUCAACCUGCUCACACCCCUCCUAAAAAUCUCAAUUUGGGGGUAGAAGGAAAGCUGUAAUAAAGAAACCAACUGCAACACGGUGAUAGUCAGAAGAUGGAAUGCUCCAUUGUUAGUGUUUACCACAUUUUUGCCCAAAUGCAAACACUACUAGUUAGAAAAGGGGUCAUAUCCUUUUAUCAUACAGUUUUUUAAAAAUAUCUGUGUGUGGUAUAAUAAGCUGUUUUUAAUUCUGUUUUUGAAACUACCAUCCCCCCCUUUAGAAAUAGUUUAAUAACUCUAAAGCCAGACUUCUACUUAAUUAACCUAUAAAACAAGAGUUUAGUAUUUUAGUGCACAUUAUCUAUGUGGUAUUUGCAUGAGAUUAUAUUUCUUACUAAAGUCAACUUGGAAAUAAAACAGACUUUAGCUUUUUAUCAGGGUAUCCAAGGGCUUCUUGACACAUUCCAUGGAAGCAGUAAGAGAGAAAUGAUGAGUGAUUUACACUUGCUUCCUCUGCUCUCUUGCAUAAGAGCCAGAUGUAGGGUAAUAUUUGGAGUGGCAAAUUAGGCCUGGGGAGAGUUGGAUUCAGAUCCUCACUCAGCCAUAAAACUCCCUGGGUGACUUUGAGCCCAAUCACUGACUCCCAUCCUAGCCUACCUCAUAGGGUUUUUGUGAGGAAAAUAUACGGAGUACUUGUAUACUGCCUUGACCACCUUUGAGACAAAGUGGGGUAUAAAUAUGAUUAAUGUAAUUGCCUGCUGUGCCAGGAGUAUGUGUAAAUCCCCACGUGAUCUGAUUUGGUGAUAGAACAUGCAUCUCCUCUCCUUCCUAUGAAAUACCAGAACAUGGGGGAGAGGAAAUGUGAUGCUCCUUCCCUCUCUCUCUUCCUCUGCUUUUGUGGAAUGUGUAAAACAGCCCUGACUCUUGAAACAUUCCUUUGUUGGGAAGAGAAGAAGCAAAGGGAGUUGCUUUUAGAAUCAAAAUCAGUGGGAUUUUAUUUUCCAUGUCUUUAUGUUGGGUAUGGGUUAUACCUAUUGGUUGGUUGUUACUUAACUUUA
Sceloporus undulatus (fence lizard) is the source of this 2249-nucleotide messenger RNA. RefSeq names its product G protein subunit beta 5 (gene GNB5). Gene Ontology annotation, biological process: G protein-coupled receptor signaling pathway; G protein-coupled dopamine receptor signaling pathway. Lineage: Eukaryota; Metazoa; Chordata; Lepidosauria; Squamata; Phrynosomatidae. Gene Ontology annotation, cellular component: cytoplasm; heterotrimeric G-protein complex. The transcript has 11 exons. Bases 102 to 1163 code for a protein of 353 amino acids. Gene Ontology annotation, molecular function: signaling receptor complex adaptor activity; protein binding. The record is from RefSeq and is a predicted model, not a curated record.